Messenger RNA from Hippopotamus amphibius kiboko, 570 nucleotides. RefSeq names its product olfactory receptor 1N2-like. Gene Ontology annotation, biological process: G protein-coupled receptor signaling pathway. NCBI's taxonomy places the organism in Eukaryota, Metazoa, Chordata, Mammalia, Artiodactyla, Hippopotamidae. Gene Ontology annotation, molecular function: G protein-coupled receptor activity; olfactory receptor activity. Bases 66 to 536 code for a protein of 156 amino acids. The record is from RefSeq and is a predicted model, not a curated record. Gene Ontology annotation, cellular component: membrane. The transcript has a single exon.
CCCAGACUGCCUCUGGCCUUGUGGACGGAUGUGUUUCCAGCGCAUAUCGACAGAAACCAGAAGCCAUGGUGAGAGGCGACCCAACCGUCAUCUCGGAAUUCCUCCUCCUGGGACUGUCCGAGGUGCCUGAACAUCAGCCCCUCCUCUUCUGUCUGUUCCUGUGCACGUACCUGGUCGCUGUGGUGGGGAACCUGCUCAUCGUUCUGGCCAUCAGCUCCAUCUCCAGCCUCCACACCCCCGUGUACUGCUUCAUAGCCACCCUGUCCCGCGUGGACAUCUGCUUCACCUCCGCCAUGGUACCAAAGAUGCUGCUAAACAUCCAAACCCAGAGCCAAGCCAUCCCCUACGCAGCAUGCCUCACGCAGAUGUACUUCCUAAUUGUGUUUGCAGAGCUGGACAGUGUCCUCUCGGCAGUGAUGGCCUAUGACAGAGUUGUAGCCGUCGGUCACCCUCUCCACUCCACCACACCCAGGAGCCCCAAAUUCUGCAUCACAUCUCUGUCUGUGGCUCUGGCGGUCACAAACAUCUAUCCCUGACCCUCACCCUCCUCGCGAGUAGCCUGUCAUUCCG